This is a messenger RNA of Colossoma macropomum (tambaqui), 1038 nucleotides long. It is a transcript of the gene rgs5b, whose product is annotated as regulator of G protein signaling 5b. The record is from RefSeq and is a predicted model, not a curated record. The transcript is spliced from 4 exons. NCBI's taxonomy places the organism in Eukaryota, Metazoa, Chordata, Actinopteri, Characiformes, Serrasalmidae. Bases 75 to 605 code for a protein of 176 amino acids.
AAAACUCUUUCACAGCGCUCAGCAGCUACCGAUCCUAGUGCAACACAAAGCUGGAGAUCUCUUAUUGCGUGAACAUGUGCAGAGGACUGGAAUCACUGCCAAUCACGUGUCUGGAGAGGGCCAAGGAGCUCAAGGCUCGAUUUGGAAGUUUCCUCCUCAAGCAGGAGCUCAACAUCAUGGGUGUUUCAAACAAAGCCGACAAACUGAGGGUGGAGGAGGCACUUAAAUGGAGAACGUCCUUUCAGAACCUCCUGGCUCAUAAAGACGGCUUAUGUGCCUUCCGAGCAUUCCUGGUGUCAGAAUACAGCGAAGAAAACAUUGCCUUCUAUCUCGCCUGUGAGGACUACAAGAAUACGAAGUCAGCCUCCAAGCUGUGCACCAAGGCCAAGAAGAUCUAUGAGGAGUUCAUUGGCUGCGACGCACCAAGAGAGGUGAAUCUCGACCACGAGACCAGAACCAUCACCAAGAACAACGUGGAACAGCCCACCGUCUCCUGCUUUGAGCUGGCUCAGAGCAAGAUCUACGCCCUGAUGGAGAAAGACUGCUACCCUCGAUUCCUCAAAUCCACACUCUACCUGGACAUCACCAGACAGCUGACACCAUGAAGUCCAGUCCUGGGACUGAGCACAGGACUUUUCAGAGGGGACGCAAACCUCAUACGGCUGGUCCGGACUGCACCACACGGCCUGCUUGAGGCCACGAGUUAGGAACUGAUCAGGCCUCGGUGAAGGUCAGCUCCCUGCCCUGAUAAUAUGUGAACUGAAGCUCAAGAGAGUCUGCUGGAACGCCGGUCAGGAGCUUGACCGCAGGAAGGGACGAUGGGAUUAUUCUGUAGCACUGGAAUAAAACUGUAAGGGCGCUACUCAAAUUCGCCUUUUGCACAAACUACUAAACGUCUAUUUUUCACAUCCGUAUUUAUUGAUAAAUUUUAUGGAAAGAUGAUAUUUAUUGAAAAUAUAGUUUUAUGGAAUUAGCAUACUUGUUAUUUAUGACACUGUGAUGUUUAAACGUCUGUUGGAAUAAAUUUUUGAACCAUAA